Molecule: messenger RNA, 1689 nt
Organism: Thlaspi arvense
Lineage: Eukaryota; Viridiplantae; Streptophyta; Magnoliopsida; Brassicales; Brassicaceae
Source: the annotation of a GenBank genome assembly
UAAAAGAAGAGUGGGGAGAGUCCGGAUUAUAUCUAAUUCGAUCCCAAUGUACACACAUUAAACAAAACAAAAUAAAACAUGUGUACUGUGUACUACAGUUUAACGCCAUUUGUACUGCAUAAAGACCCACGUACAUACAUGCACCAGCAGAUCAGAUAGAUAACUAAAAUAGAAGGGAAAAAAAAAACUGACUUUGUCUAUGAGAGUCGACAACCUCCUUAAUUAUUCUUGCAAAGAAGAAGAAUAUCGGACAAGAUGAAUCAGAUGCUGCGUUUGGGGUUUGACUUGGGCUCAUUCCCCUGCAUAUAUAUACCUACAUAUAUACAUAUCAUCGUCAUGAUCAUCUUGUUAACUUCAUUAGGGUUUAGAGAUUUGAUUAAAGCUGGUUUCCUGGAAUUCUGAGUCUAAAUAGGACCAUCCUUGUAAGAGAAAAGACAGAAGCCUCUUUAUAAUAAUAUGUCUUCCCAGCCAAAUCAUCAGACUUCAACAUCCAGUUUACUCCAUGAUCGCUUGCAUAUCCCUGCAGAAGCAGUCACUGUGAAGGAUUCAGGACAUGAAGACACGUGUCAAUCACAACGAAAAGGGAAGGAAGCAGUAUUGCGUGAGCAUGACCUUAAGGAUGUUCAAGAUCAUGGCUCAAGUGGUGGUGCAAAGAAACAAGACCAUAACGCCAAGGAGCGUCUAAGAAGGAUGAGACUUCAUGCCUCUUACCUCACUCUCGGCACUCUUCUUCCUGAUCAUUCUUCUUCUUCCAAGAAGAAAUGGUGUGCGCCGUCUAUAAUUGAUAGAGUGGUCACUUACAUUCCCAAGCUACAAAAUGAAAUUGAGGAGCUAACUCUCAGAAAGCAGAAGCUUGUUGAGCAAGAGAGACGUGGUCCUUCAGUUCGAGCAAUCUCCGUUCUCAAAUUAGGGGGAUCAGGUGAUGAGGCUGUUGUACAGAUAAGCAUGAAGAAGGAGAAAGAAGACGAGUUCUCGAACUUGCUUAAUGUAAUGGAGGUGCAAGGUUUGAGUAUCUUAAGUGUUUCUACUUCCCAAGUUUGCCGAUAUCAAAGGCUGGUUUGCUACAACUUCCACGUUAAGAUGAAUGAAAAGCCAUGUGGAGAUGAUGAUGACUACAUCACAAUGUUGAAGAACAACAUCAUUGCUGCGCUCUCGUGAGUCGAGACAACACCGAAAAACAAAAACAGAAAUUAAAGAAUGAAUGUAUAUAGCUUCGAUGGGCGCUUAUUAUACAUGAUUCGGUAACAACAUUUCUAGCCACACAAGGGUUCUUCUUUAUAGACGUUAACAUGUAGUAACAUGCAUUCCUUAAUUAAUUUUUUUUUUUUAAAACGGCUUUCAGACAUUCCUUGAUUUAUGGUGACCUUUCUCUGAUAUGGACCCAUGUAUGAUGGGGAAAGAAACUAUAAAGUUAGAUAAUACUGAGUGUGAUAUUGGUUUUUCCACAAUGAUUGGUCUAGAGAAGAAAAAACAAAAAAAAUCCAUAUGUUGAUAUGUUUAGCGAGAUUCAAACUUGAUAUCAAAAUUUGUAUGUUACGGCUUGAUACCUCAUAAUUUAUGAUGCAUGCGUUAAUUGGAUCGUUGAUCCUCUUAUAUGCUGCGGUAAUGGUCAUAUCAUAUAUAUAACACUAACACAACGUUCUACGCAGACUCUAGCUGAGACUGAGAGAGAGAGAGAACCGAUUAAUU